AACUUUGUUGAUGUUUUGGAUGUGAACUCGCUCUAUUUACUUGAAAUAGACGCGAUAAGGAUCACCGCGGGUGUAGCUAUCCUUACUUACCAUCAUGAAAUAUUACACUUUAAGACUAAAAUGGUUUAUGAGAAAACUUUUCAAAGUACUACGGAGGAAGACAAGAACGAAAAUCAACGAGGAGAAAAAGGUUGAAGGGCCAAGCAGUAUGUCAGUGAUUCUGGAUGCCAUCGACCUUGAGAGGGAGUACUCCCCGAGCCGCUGGUCCCCAAGAUUCCCCACAGCCCUCGAAGUACUACAGCACCAUGUGAAGAGUGUCACCACAGCCAGUGACGAAGCGACGAAUAACAUUCCACACAAGUUAGAGAUCGAGUAUGGAUCAACGCCUGGACAAAAACUGGACAUACUUGGAACUGAUUUACCAGAUGAUGCACCUAUCCUGGUGUACAUUCACGGCGGAUACUGGCAGGAGUUGUCCCGGGAGAUAUCGAGGUACCCUGCGGCGCCUCUGCACAAGUCCCGGGUGAAAACCAUUGUUGUGGGCUAUGACCUGUGCCCAUCCGCGACACUAGCAGACAUCGUGAACCAAAUAAGAAGCGCAGCAAGAUUCGUAUUCGAAUACGCCGAAAAAAUGGGAUCCAAGGGAGUGUACUUUGCGGGUCACUCAGCGGGCGCUCAUCUUGUGGCUAAACUGCUGUCCAGUGCAGACUUCUUCGAGAAUACCCCAGGCUCCUCCCGCCUUCAAGGAGCAUUUCUCGUCUCAGGAGUGUACGACUUGAGGGAACUCGUCCACACGUCUGUCAAUGACGCCGUACAGCUGCCAAAUGAAUGGGCAGUACCCCUGUCGCCACAAUUUGAUGACUACACACACCUGCAAGGAAGGAGAAUACGGUUAUACAUUUUGGCGGGCCAGCACGACAGCCCCACAUUCAAGAAACAGUCCAGAGAGUUCUACGAGCUCCUACACAACACGUGCUUGAUGCAGAACAUGUAUUUAGAAAUUAAAGACGGCAUGGACCACUUUGACAUCGUCGAAUGUUUUGCGAACGACGACAACUACAUGAAGAAUCUUUUGAUACAUGAUAUUCGUAAACAUUUGAUGUAAAUAUUUUCCUAAGAUACCUAGUUAUGGGUGAGACUUACUAUAUUGUGUUCGAUCGAAAUGCAUUUUAUUGUGAUUUUAAUUACCAAAUGCAAUUUUUUUGCGGUAACGCGGUAUGCUGUAUUUCGCAAUGCAUGAAAUUCGAGGAGUUGCGGAUUAAUUUGAAUAAGUAAAGUAGUAUAUUUUGCUAGACGCGCAUAGCUUAAGUUGUAAGAGCAGCAUAAAAUAAGUCUCAGAAAUCCAAUAAGUACAUUAUUACUAUGUACUAAUUCUAAUUAAUUGAAAUUCUCGAAAUGAGCUUUGACAUAACCAUAUUAUCUAUUAUAAAUUAAAUAUGUUUUAAUGUUUAAUGACAACAAUGUGUACACACAAUUUGAAUGGAUAUAAAUACUUGAUUAGGCAGCCUGAUAUAAUAUUAAUUCAUAUGACGACCUACGAAUAAGCAUAAUAUGGUUGUAUGUUUAGUUCUAGUUUACAAAUAAAGACCUAUCAUAUUAUUACGUUCGAAGGCGUUUUAUUCGCCUCAAACAUAUUACGAGUGAAAAUUCUCGUCGUAAGCACUUAACGUAUAUUAUAUUUGAUAACUAGUCGUUUAAAAUAAUACAUAUUUGUGAGAAAAUAAGCAUUUGUCUCGAAACUUUAAUUGUAAUGUGCGAUUAUAUUAAUCUAAAUAAUUAGUCGUUAAGAGUACUUGCACUGUAAUCCAACUUGUUACUGAGUAGUUUUAAGAAUUUGAUAGCUAAUUAAUGAAGAUUAAAUGCAUUUUAUUUACACUUGAAA
Molecule: messenger RNA, 1882 nt
Organism: Helicoverpa zea (corn earworm)
Lineage: Eukaryota; Metazoa; Arthropoda; Insecta; Lepidoptera; Noctuidae
Product: kynurenine formamidase
Exons: 5
Coding region: 95-1105 (336 amino acids)
Molecular function (GO): hydrolase activity
Source: RefSeq, a predicted model, not a curated record